AUGUCGCUCGCGCUCCUAUGGAAUCGAAUUCUCAUCUUCAUCCUGCUGCUUAGCACAUUACCUCGCAAUAUACUCGCAAGAGUCGACACAUAUUCAGACUCAAGUUCAUCGGCAAAGACAUAUUUUACAAAUCCCCCGUCUAACCCCGACUUGGAGGCCAUCCCAACCUUCGAACUCGGCAGCGUCCAGAACAUCGCCUGGACGACGAAUCUCGACUUCUACAACAUCAGCAUCUGGCAGCGCACUACUGGGAAUGUCUCCAGUCAUGAAGGUGGGAAUGAUGGCGAGAGCGAGAGUUUAAAUAUCAAUAUACAAGGGGGUAAUAUUUUCGCCCAAACCACUGCGGACGAAAGAGUGAAUACCUUUGCUUGGGUCGUACAGACGUACUCACUCGACCUGGCCCUCUCAUCCAUUUUCUACCUUUCCAUUGAGGGAGACGCUACAUCGACGUCUAGAGACUUCAAUAUCACCACCUCGCCAUCAUCUUCAUCAUCCAACUCUUCUAAUACCGCAUCCUCAGCCCCAAAUCCAGCAUCGACAGAAACUUCCUCCUCCCUAACCUCAACCGGCAAAAUCGCUCUUGGGCUCGGUGUUGGCGUAGGCGCGCCAUUAAUCACCCUCCUCGCGAUCCUCGCGUACUUCCAGUAUCGGAGUGGGAGACGCGCGUAUAUGCUAACAGAAUCUCAGUCCCAGCUAUACUCUCACCCACCUUCUGGACUUGGUCUGGGUCUGGGUCUGAGUGGCAUGGGCUACCCAUCUCCCUCAGCCCCAGCUCCAGCUCCAGCAAUAGAUCAACCCGCAGUGCCCUCGUCAAUACCAACCCUAUAUCGGAACCCAAAUCUAAACUCGGUGCAAUAUCCUGCAGAGUUAAUGCCGAGGUUAACGAGACCAGUUCAGUACAAGGUCUGCAUCAAGUUCAACGUCGAGGUCGGCUUCCUCGUCAGCUAG
Molecule: messenger RNA, 948 nt
Organism: Aspergillus nidulans FGSC A4
Lineage: Eukaryota; Fungi; Ascomycota; Eurotiomycetes; Eurotiales; Aspergillaceae
Exons: 3
Coding region: 1-948 (315 amino acids)
Source: RefSeq, a predicted model, not a curated record